UCUUCUUCUUCAAUUGAAGCUGCUUCUGCUCCGCCACUCUGCCAUUGGACUCUUGAUAGUCGUCUCCCCACACUGCUGCUGGGGGGACUUUUUAACAUAGGCCUCUGUAUGGCCUUCAAUUUAAGCUGCUUACGCUUCGCCACUCUGCCAUGGGCCCCUGUACCGCCUCUUCAUGCUGCUGCCAGGUCCAGAGUGUGUUAUGGGUCCCUGUACGGCCUCCCAUUGCUGCUGUCUCCAUCGCCACACUCUGCCAUGUGCCACUUUUCAGGUCUCCUCACACUGCUGGUGUGUUGAAUUUUUUGAC
This is a messenger RNA of Staurois parvus, 304 nucleotides long. NCBI's taxonomy places the organism in Eukaryota, Metazoa, Chordata, Amphibia, Anura, Ranidae. The record is from the annotation of a GenBank genome assembly.